UAUUGGCGACCAUUUGAAUCAGAGUUCUGCCAGUAUUAGGCAUGAGUUCGGGUUUCUUUGAGGGAUUCAAUAACACGAUAGAAGAUUCAAAGGGAUAGAUUGAGUACCAUGCUCAAUGAACUCCAUUCCAAUUGUUCAUUACUAGAUGAUCGCGAUGACAGGGAAAAUGUCGACCAUACAUGAUCUUUACGGCAAGGUGGUUGUUUCAACUCCAUUUAGAGGUUGGCAUUCCUUAACAACGAACAGUAAUCAUGGCUCAUGGUCAAAACAAAAGCCUACCUAGGAAGAAAUGUUGGGCGGUAUGCCAAGUUGAUGUUUGGCAGUGACUGGCUUGCUGAACCGAUGCGGUGUGGGGGGAAGAGCAGUAAGGAGACACUGGAAGAAUCCCAACUCUUCCUUUCGUGGGUAUCGAGUUCCAAAGUCAAGGGCGAUUGCUUGCAGCGGUCGCAGCAACAUUUCUGAGGACCAUCUUCGAUGGCAAGCAAGAAGUUGCGUUAAAGGCGGAAAAUUUAGAACUGGGUGGUUGUGUUCUUGAGUCUUUCUUUCGUGGGUAUCGAAUUCCAAAGUCAAAGGCGAUUGCUUGCAGGAGUUGCAGCAACAUUUCUGAGCACCAUCUUCGAUGGCAAGCGAGAAGCUGUGUUAAAGGCGGAAAAUUUGGGACUGGGUGGUCGCGUUCUUGAGUCUUGAUGCGAAGUACAAUGAACUGGUGCGCCGUCUUCGUGUUCUGCUGCUUCUGGGUAUUGGCGGAAGUUGAUGGGUCGUCUCGCCGCCGGCUCCGGCACGAUCCCUGCGACCCCGGCGUCCAGAGGCGGCCGGAAUCGCUGAGGCCGGACCAGAUGACGGUCCUGAUCAACGGCUACUCGGAGCACCGCAUUCCCCUGCUCCUCUCCGUCGCCGCCGCCUACUCCGCGUCGCCCGUCGUGGCGGCCGUGCUCGUCCUAUGGGGGAACCUGGGCACUCCGCCUCGGCUCCUCUCCGAGCUCUCCCGCAACCUCUCGGCGGCUUCGCUUGGGGCUGCUCGGAUCUCGCUGGUCCCGCAGUCCUCGGGCAGCCUCAACGCCAGGUUCCUCCCUCGGCCGCUCGCGAUCGAGACGCGGGCCGUGCUGGUCUGCGACGACGACGUGGAGGUGGACGCCAAGUCGGUGGAGUUCGCGUUCAGGGUGUGGGGGUCGAACCCGGACCGGAUGGUGGGGAUGUUCGGGAGGUCCCACGACAUGGACCUGGCGAGGAAGGAGUGGAUCUACACGGUGCACCCGGACAGGUACUCGAUAGUCCUCACCAAGUUCAUGCUGCUGAAGACCCAGUACCUGUUCAGCUACAGCUGCGGCGGCGGGGUGGCAGGGGCGAGGAUGAGGAGAGUGGCGGACGAGAUGAGUAACUGCGAGGACAUUCUAAUGAACUUCGUGGUGGCUGACGAGAUCAAUGCGGGUCCUGUACUGGUUGGGGCGAAGAGGGUCAGGGAUUACGGGGACCCGAGGAACGAUGGGGGAAGCAGCGAGGAUAGGGAUGAGGUGAGAGAUGCGGGGCUAAGCAGGAGGAGGGGAGAGCACAGGAAGAGGCGAGGGCAGUGCAUAAGGGAGUUCCACAAAGCGAUGGGGAGGAUGCCGUUGAGGUACUCCUAUGGCAAGAUGGUGAACUCGGUUGGAGAGCAAGGGCUGUGCAACAAAGGUGGCCAGCUUGUCCUCUGUGAUCAAUUCCUCGAUUGAAGAUGACCAUGUAAGCAAAGUUGAUAACAAACCGAAGACAAGUGGUGAGUCUACGGAACUUGUUAGUAAUAGUCUCUUCAGCUACGGGGAGAAUAAGGAAUAAUUUUUGUCCACUGAUGCUGAUCCUGUAACUGUUUGUCAUACCAAGAACAAAAUGGUUGAGACAGAAACCAGUACCAAUGAAGGGACAACAAUCAGCAUACAAGCGGCAAAACAUACAAAAGCACCGUUCUUGACUUAUAAUUAGUUCAUCAAGGAUGGUUCAGACUUGGCUCAUUAUGAUCUUAAGCAGGUAAUUUAUAGGGAUACCAUUUUGUUUAUUUGGAUUACACUUAUCUCAAUUUUUAUGGUUUCCUGCAACUUCACUUCUGCUUGACUUGCUGACUAUCUUCCUUUGAAUGGUUUUCUGGUUAUUCUGAAGUCUGUUAGCAGCAACUUAAUUUAGAUGUGUAGUGUUGCAAAUAUUCUUGUCUAUUUGUGUUGGUCAUUAUGGUAGAAAAGUUCGGGAACUUGCUGUUAUGUCAUUGUGCCAUUGACUUGUAAAGGUAAUAAGGUAUGUUGUUUAGUCCGAAUUGGAUUGCGUUGCUUUGUUGUCUGCACUACAGGGAAGGAGAAUUCUCAUUUACUUAUGACUGGACCUGGAUUGCUGUUUUAUUUGUCAACUAACACAUCCAAGUCCGAAUGGAUGUCAAACUGUUUGUUAUCUUGCAGAGGGCUCUGACUAUAGGAAAUGCAGCAACCAGCAAGUUGGAGGCAAUGAAAAAGAUCUUAUUAAGGUUUUACAAGUUCGGUUGUUAUUUUUGUGGUCUUUCAAAGUCAUUGUUUCCAUUGGUGCCAUGACCACUCAUCAUUGAGAUCUAUGCUAGGGCAUUAGCUGAACCCACAAGAGAAAAGUUGUCACUUGAGAUCGAGGUUUAUAUCUUGUCGCUGGUUAUGAUUGUAAGCCAAUGAACUCUCUUAAUCUGAUUGAGGAAGAACGGUUGUACUAAAAGGAGAAAUUUAUUCUCGGAUUUGAUGCUUUA
Messenger RNA from Eucalyptus grandis, 2728 nucleotides. RefSeq names its product glycosyltransferase family protein 64 C3. Gene Ontology annotation, cellular component: membrane. The coding region runs from base 687 to 1706 and encodes 339 amino acids. The transcript is spliced from 2 exons. The record is from RefSeq and is a predicted model, not a curated record. Gene Ontology annotation, molecular function: glycosyltransferase activity. NCBI's taxonomy places the organism in Eukaryota, Viridiplantae, Streptophyta, Magnoliopsida, Myrtales, Myrtaceae.